UCCAGUCAGAACCAACAUGAGGAACAAACUGUGGCUCCAGAGUAUUUCCUUCUUCCUUUUAUUCCAGUACACUACGUGUUGUGAAAACCUCACUUGUUUUGUGGACUAUGUACAGACCCUGUCCUGUAUCCUGAGAAAUGACUUGGGUGCCAGUUCGUAUAACCUCACUGCAACAUGGGUUAAUGAGGAAGAUCCAGAAAAUACUGUGGCUGCCUGCAAUCUCUUGCAAUUCUCCAGGAACACCAGUCACACGCAGUACAUGUGCACUGUGGACAUGACUGUGCUCAUGGCAGAUAACAAAGUCCAGGUGGAUGUUACAGAGAUGGCUGAUGGGCAGCACGUGAUUUCUAAAGGCUUUUAUAUGGCAGAGAACGUCAAACCGCAGCCUCCGUUCAAUCUGACUGCUGUGUUCUCAGAUGGUUACAAUAUUUCUUGGGAAACUAUCUACCAGAGCUCUCCUUUCUACUUUUUGAAUGAGGAGCUGGAAUAUCAGCUGCGUUAUAAGAGAAGGACUGACACCUGGGAGACUCAGAAGACUAAAGCUGUCCAUGAAGAUAAACGGACGCUGGUGGUCCUGCCAUGGGAACUCCAGGCGGACACUGAGUAUGAGUUCCAAGUGAGAGCCAGAACCCGAGAAGACACUGGCUACCAUGGAUUUUGGAGUGAAUGGAGUCCUCUGCUGAUGCUGAAAACCAGGCCUGCCGCAGUGACACAGACAGCAGGCAUGGGAUGGCUGCUGCUGUUUGGUGUUGUCGUGGCAGUCGCUGCCUCAAUCACAACCUUUCUGGCCAAACAGAGGAGCUUGUGGAAGAAGAUGGCUUGUAUCCCAGACCCUGCUCCCUUUUUCAAGCCUCUUUACCUGGUGCAUAAUGGAGAUUUCAAGGUAUAAAUGGGC
Molecule: messenger RNA, 895 nt
Organism: Pelecanus crispus (Dalmatian pelican)
Lineage: Eukaryota; Metazoa; Chordata; Aves; Pelecaniformes; Pelecanidae
Source: RefSeq, a predicted model, not a curated record